Messenger RNA from Mya arenaria, 6169 nucleotides. RefSeq names its product zinc transporter 7-B-like. Gene Ontology annotation, biological process: transmembrane transport; zinc ion transport; intracellular zinc ion homeostasis. The coding region runs from base 116 to 1198 and encodes 360 amino acids. The transcript has 11 exons. Gene Ontology annotation, cellular component: membrane; Golgi apparatus. Lineage: Eukaryota; Metazoa; Mollusca; Bivalvia; Myida; Myidae. Gene Ontology annotation, molecular function: zinc ion transmembrane transporter activity. The record is from RefSeq and is a predicted model, not a curated record.
GUUCGGACGUCUUCCCUGAAUCAUCAUUAGCCGGCCACGACAGCUGUUAUUGUAAACAUGUUUCACUAAAUAUUUUUGGGUUAUUUCUUAUUUUUCGAUUUUAAACGAUUAGAAAAUGCUUCCACUUCAUAAAGAUGACCGGGAAUACCGGGGACCAGGCCUACUCGGCAAGAUCACAGGAUGGAUGAGAUUAAUAUUCUCAGAAAAGACUUCAAGGAAUAUUUUCCUUUUCCUUCUCCUAAAUUUGUCAUUUGCCUUCGUUGAGCUGGCAUAUGGAGUAUGGACAAACAGUUUGGGGCUUAUAUCAGAUUCAUUCCAUAUGUUUUUUGACUGCACGGCAUUGCUAGCUGGUCUAGCAGCAUCAGUUAUAUCUCGAUGGAGAGCCAAUGAAGCGUUCUCAUACGGAUAUGUGCGUGCAGAAGUUCUUGCUGGCUUUGUCAAUGGGCUUUUCCUGCUGUUUAUAGGAUUUUUCAUUUUCUCAGAAGCUGUUGAGCGUCUUGUGGAGCCACCAGAGGUUCGACAUGAGCGUCUGUUUCUGGUGUCUGUGGGUGGAUUCAUUGUAAACAUGAUAGGGAUAUUUGCCUUCCAGCACGGCCAUAAUCAUUCCCAUGGUGGUGGUGGCGGUGAUCAUGGGCAUUCGCACGGGGGACAUGGACACUCGCACGCGGGACAUGGACACUCCCAUGGCCUGGGUAUUUCCGAGAACGAUGACCAUGGACACAGUCACAACAAAGAAGCCAAACAACAAGUCUCACAGACGCAGAUCAUGCACGGUGUAUUUCUGCACAUUCUUGCCGACACGUUGGGUAGCGUUGGUGUUAUAAUCUCGUCAGCUCUUAUUCAUCAGUUUGGCUGGAUGGUGGCUGACCCUGUGUGUUCAAUGUUUAUUUCAACUUUAAUCAUCAUAAGUGUGUUCCCAUUACUCCGCGAUUCAGUUGGGAUCUUAAUGCAGAGAACACCUAGAUCCUUAGACUUCGUGCUGCCUGGCUGUUAUCAAAGCGUUAGCCAGUUGGAAGGUGUAUACAGUGUUCAAGAGCCGCACUUCUGGACGCUAUGUAGCGAGGUUUUCGUCGGCACAAUUAAACUGGAAGUUGCGUCAAAAGCUGACGCUAAAUACAUACUCAGUCAAACCCACAAUAUUUUUACUCAAGCUGGGAUAAAACAAUUGUAUGUACAGUUGGACUUUGCAGCCAUGUAGCAGUGAUGCCACCAAUUUGUCAUAUAUACACAGACAUUGAAAUUAGACAGUUGCCUGAAUUCCUGCAUUGCUACGUGAACUUGGCUUGAAAAAGCCUUGUUAUGGUAAAUUCAGAUUUUGAACAAGCCUGGAAACACUUGACCAGUGCAGGGCUUGUGGGCUUGGGCUAAUUUUGACCGCUGUAUACACACCGUCGCACGUCCAUUUGUAUAUUCUGCCUGGCACAAGGAUACUGGCAAGAAAGUACAGACUACAGUCAGCAGUUGUGAUCUUGUUUCUGCCUUGUAACUCCUUCCACCAAGCCAUGUCUGUUAGAUAAUUACAUGUUUUUAAUUAGGCCAUUCUUAAAAAAAAAUCUGAAUUCAUUUUUAUUUUUUUUACCAUUGUAUUAAGCAUUAAAAUUUUACUAUGACAUUUUGUUUUCCAGUCUGAAUGUGAAUUCUGCACUCAGUUAUGAUAUUUUUUAACUGAUCCAUAGACCCACAGAAUUAAUAUUGUGAGGAGCUAGUGCAGACAAAACUGAUUUUUUUUAAAGAUAGUCAUUUAAAGAUAGCCAUUUUAUAGAUUUUUUUUGUUCGCAAAUUUUAAAAAUCAAUUUAUAACACACAGCUACCUGAGUUACCAGUACAUUCUUAUUUUACAACUUAAUCAACUUUAGAAUAACUACCUACGGAUGCUAUUUUAUUUUAUAUGCAACUAUAUUUCUAUAGUUUAUUUGGUAAAUUAUGCAUUUUAAAUGUGUUGUUUUGGUUGUAUACUAGUUAUAAUUACUCGAUCAGACAAUCCAAGUAUUAAGUCAAAAUCAUGAUAUCAAAGAGUAUAUGAGUAAAACAAAGUAUAUUAUGACACUACACACUGAUCACAAAGAUUUGGUUAAAAUAUACGCAACUUUGCUGAGUUCACAUUCCAAAAAAGGUAAUCUUGUACAUUACAUUUCUGUUUUCUUGCCUAAAAAUUCUAAGUGAUUAGAUUUGAACCAUUGAAAUUUAAUUGAAUCCUGUAGAAGUAUGACAAUUAAGAUACUUAAGUAUUAAGGUUGUUUUAUCCAUUCAACCAUUUUAAGCAUAUUUGUUUUUAAAAGGAAAAAGGUUGAGAUAUUGUUAAAGCCUUGGUGUUGUUUGUCGUUGUCAGUGGAGUCAUCUUCAGUAACCCUGACUCUAAAACCAAUUCAAGAUAUAUAGAUGAAAUUUGGUUCACUUCGGACAAUACAUACAUGUUUAAAAGGCCCAUAACUCUUGCUUUAAUAAUUGAGUUAUUCCUCUUGUUUGACUAGAAAAAUCACAACAACGAGUGUUGGCAUUCCCCUGUGGUGCUUUUGUUAUGAAUGGAAGUCAUUCUGCAUAUUUAAACAUUGUUGCAGUGUCAGCUUAGUGUGCAAUAGUAAUCAACAUUCUCUGGUGCUGGUUGGUAGUUGCUUUUAUUAGUGUUCGACUGGCAGUGUUUUAUAACUAAUACAAGGCUGUCCUCAAAAAGUUGUUUAUUUCCGGAUAUCUAUUAACUCGCCUAAAAUUCGCAGACUUAAACCUUAACCCUUGUCUGGGGUAGGCGAAAACUUGACUGGAGCACCAGUGGAUUUAGUCAUAUUCAGUGAUCAAAUAUUAUUCGUCUUGGUCAAAUCAAGUACUUUAAGCUAACCAUUGAUAAAAGUCAGUUAACUGUUAACAAGCAGUAUUUUUAAGGACGGCCUUUUGAGCUGCUAUGUUCAAAUGUUUUACCUUGAAUAUUGAAAGGAGUCUACUACCAUUAUAUGUAUUGUAUGUCAUAAUAACAUAAUUGUAAAAAAAUUUGAAAUAAGCAUCUGUGCUCACUGUAAAUUGCUAUUAUAAGUACAUGUAUAUCUAAGGGGAUAAUAAUUGUUUUGAGUAAAUUUUUUAUUCUCAAACUCAAAUUGUUUUAAAUGUACUUUUACUUAACUGAUAUUAAAUUUUGGGAAAUGUUCCACAAACAAAAAUUUCUAGAAAAUGGUGUUUCACACCCACUAUCUAAUUUUGCAAAAGAAUUUUGAAGACUUAGAGUCAAUAUCAGUAACAGUCCUUUAUACAUGGUCUCCAAACAAUGUAUUAUAAAAGUUUUGAAAAUGAGUGAUAUUAUGUGUCUCCUGUGUCUGUGCCAAAGGUAUAUUCACAACUUUGUUGUUCUCACAACUUGUAGUUGACAUGUCAACAAUUGAUGUUCAAAACACUGAAAUAUAUUUGUAAUUGACCAAAUUUGUUAAGUUGUAUUUUGCAGUAUUUAAAUAAGUAUGUUGAUAGAUACUGCUAGUAUGUGCAUUGUUUUAAGGUAUCAAAAAUACAUUUAAGCUUGUCAUUUUAUUGAGCCAUUGUCAAUAUUAUUAUAUAAUGAUGCCUGGUGACCCUCAUGUGAUUUUGGUAUUAUUUGAAAGGGAAUAUGAAAUAUAUAACUGGAAAUACACUACAUACAAAAAUAGUACAGCUCGUAAUUUUGUUCUUCAUUUCAACUGAAAUCAGGUGUGAACUGACCAAUUUUGCAAUCGUUCAAGGCCAUAAAAGCUAGUUUAAAAUAUACUCUUUGAUGAUUUUUUUUCACAUGUUGUUUCUCUACAUUUAAAAUCCUUUCAAAACCCCAGGGAAUACCAAAAUAAUAUUGGGUUACCUUGCAUUGAAACUUCACAUAGUUGUACACCAGUUAUUGAAAAAUAUCACCAGUUUAGAUCUGAUGUUCAGCUUUUAUUCAGUAUGGUCAUGUAACCAGUAUUGCAUAUAGAAAAUACAUGAAACUGUUAAUUUCAUUUCACAAACAAUGAGUGAGUUUACUUAUGUACUUCUGUUAAAGUGAGCAAGCAGUUUAACAUGUGUAAUAUAUGUAUGACUGGUAUGUCACACCUUUUUGAAUAUGACGAAGUAUAUUUAUUUAGGAAAAAAUAAUGGCAUUUUCAUUGUGAAUGGAUGUUUUAUGAGAAAUACAAUGCAUGUGAUAUUGAGUGUGUAUAUAUAAGUAUAAUGUUUAUUCAUAAUUUAUUUAGAUAGGUUGGAAGUAGUCAUUGUAAAGCCAUGGCCAAUAAACUGUUAAAAAUGCAUGACCUAUCUGCAACAGACGCGGUCUGUCUCUCCUUAAUUGUGAACACAUUCAUACAAUAUCCAGGGAUUAGAAUGUUCUGGAUUAAUCCUUGAAUCAGGAUUGAGAGCUGUUCACUUUCAGACAAUCGUACAGUUGUGAAGUUUGUUUUAUGCUAGAUAUUUGCAUUAAAAACAGUAAGAUGUACCAGUACCUUUGAAAUGGAUAUACAAUGUAAAUGGCCUUGAAAACAGUUCAUCUGUGGCUGUAUUCAUAAAGCAACUUAAGUUUAGUAGAAAAUUGCGUUGUUUAAAAGAUUGUUAAGAAAUAUUACCGUCUUUGUUUAACAAAUAUAGAAAAAAAAACAAGAAAAUGGUCAUAACAAUGAAUUCAUGUGAAUAAAUUUGAUGAAAAGAGGAGGGGAUUUAAAAUGCUGUCAAAUAUUAGGUUUUUAAAUUUAGAUACAUUCACCAAGAUGCUUUAUUAAUAUGGCCCCAGGGGUCUGAAUCCUUCAUCUUUAAAAUUAAUUUUCAGGAUUGUAAUUUUGCGUCUGCUAUCAUCCCUGUAUAUCAUCCAAUCGCUAUGUUUUUACUUUAUGUUCGUUUUAACUGUUCAUAAUAUUCGCUAUGGUUUAAAUAAUUUGAAUCAAGCUAAACUUGAUGAAGAUCACAACUUAUGUACUGUCGAUUCCUAUUCAGUUAAGUGGAAUGAUUAACACUUCUACCAUUAAACGUGAGGAAAUCAAAAAUCUCUAUACACUUGUGCACAAUGCAAUCAAUUUUGUUUAAGUGUAGUGCAAAUUUUUUUUAACACUUUUAUUUCCAUGGCUUUACAUACAUUUUAUAACAUUCAUUUGAAUCAUUUUAUUAAUAGAAGCUGUCAAUGUCAUAUUAGAUAGUUAGGAGUAUUCUCAUGUAUCUAGUCUUGAUAAUUAAGGUUUUUUGAAUUAUAAAUAGUGUUUUAUUAUUGGCAUUAUUGCUAUAAUGCUACUUUAUUUUUUAUUUUACAAGUAUAACCUCCUUAUUUCAAUGGUUUUGAUAAAUGUAUGUAUUUCCAUUUUCUAGUUUAUGUGAUACUUUUUUUCGCUGAAUGUUUAUUACAUACAUUUUUGUGCCAUCUAAUCUGUGUACAAGUUGUUUGUGGAAAUGCAGAACAAAAAUUAUGAUAUUUAGCCAAAAUAUUGAGUAAGAGGUCGAAAGUAACAGUAACCAUCAGUUUUAUCACCACACUGUUAUUAAUCUAGUCAUUUCAUAUAACAAGUUAUUGGAGAAAUCAAUGUUGCCAUGCAUUCAACAGCAACCAAGACUGACACUGAAUUGUUUUUUUAAGAAAAGAAAUAAAAUAAAAGAAUUUCCAGAAAGUAAGACUUUUGUCUAGUCUUAAGAAAUACAUGCAUAAAAAAACUAACCAGUAUUUCUUCAUGAAAAAACAUGUGUCUUCCAUUGUCCCUAUUUCAUAAUGGAACUACAAGAAAAAUAUUUGUUUUAAAAGUUUUUAAGACUUAAGCUCAAAGUGUAAUCACUUUUGAAUCUCCUAUUAACAUGCACUGCAAAGUAAGGUCCUUUUAUAUUAUAGGAUUCUGUUACAUCGAAAAAGGACAGCAGCUGUAUGCCUUUCUAAUGUAUCAUGUUUGCUGGAAAGUUAUGACUAAGAAUUCACAGUUGACAGUUCCAAGUCCCGUAUAAUGUUGCCCAUAUAAUGUUGAAGAAUAACCACCUAUCAUUGCUAUCUUUUAUUAACACUGGUCUUUCACAUUUUAAUAGACUUUUGGAAUUUUCUUUUAAGGAACACAUGCUUUGUAGAUGAAUACAAGUGUUUAAUUGCAUAAUUUUGAAUUUAUAUGUGGUUGUUAAAAGUGUGUAUGACCAAAAUUGUUAUUUAUAUAUAUUAUGUACAUGUAUUGCUGAAAUAUUGCUGGUUAUGGAAACUGACAAAAUAUAUAUUUAUAAAUUCAAA